AUGGGCUGUAGUGGGUCCAAGGCGGACGACUUGCCUCUGGUGGUCCGCUGCCGUGAGCGGAGGGAACUCAUUAGAGCCGCCGCCGACCACCGCUUUACCCUGGCGGCGGCCCAUGUUUCAUACUUCAAGUUCCUCAAGGAAGUAGGCGAUGCACUCAAGAAAUUCGUGGAUGAGGAGCUAAUUACUGCCUCCCCUUCUUCCUCCUCUCUGUCCUCGCCUUCCUUGGUUCUUCCGCCGUUGGAGAAAUCCAGGAAAAUUAACCACGAGGGUUCUUCUCAUAAUUCAGGAAAAUCGAGUUCUAAUGGUGGGUCUGUUUUACAUGGCCAUGGUGAUGAGGAUGAUGAGUCUCAUAUACAUUUGUCAGAUUCGGAUGAGGAUGACGAUGAUGAUGAGGAAGAUGAUUGGAAUCAUCACCAUCAUCGUAUACAUACACAUACAAACAAGGAUGAUGAGGAUAAAAAUAAUUUUCAUCGUGUUGAACAAGGGGAUUCAUCUCAUAAUCCGCAGGGUGGAUAUAAUGGGCAUGGGUACGGAUACGGUCAUGAGAUGAUGAAUAAUGGGUAUUCGUACCCACUACCGUCUAAUUCAUAUGGCCAGCCUUAUUCUUCGUCUUAUUUUCCGAUGGAACAACCGAUGGGUCAGUACUUAUGGAGUCCACCGAGAAUGCCACAGCCACAGCCAAUGCCGGGAUAUUAUUCCAGUAAUUCGAAUGUGUAUUACAUGAGGAGGUCAGCUCCGGAGAUGAAAACAGUGGUUCAGGAGGCGGCAUCACCCCAGCAGCCGAGUAAUGGGUACUUGAAUUCAUAUUGGAACUAUCCGGCCCCUUAUGGAAAUGGUGGUGUGAAAGUGAGUCCUCCGAAAGAGCCACCGCCUCCACCAUCGCCCAAGGCCACGGCAUGGGAUUUCUUUAACCUGUUUGACGGGCACGAUGACGGGUACCAGGGUUAUUAUUCAACUGGUGGAUAUGGGUAUGGAUCAAUUUCUAGCAGCCCGGAUUCAAAUGAAGUGAGAGAGAGGGAGGGUAUUCCUGAUUUGGAGGAAGAAACAGAAAAUGAGGUCUAUAGAGAGGUUCAAAAGGGGAAAAGAGUGAGUGCAGAAAUGAGAAAGAAUUCGAAACCAAGCACUCCUAGUUCUAGAUCAGUGCCACUGCAUAAAAAUAGUGAGGGUAGUUCAAAAUCAGGGCCAAUGCAUAAAAGUGAGGGCAGCUCCAGAUCAGGGGCACUGCAUAUGAAUAGUGAGGAUAGUUUUAGAUCAGUGCCUUCAUGGAGUAGUGAGGAAAGUGCUAAACGAUCAGUGCCAUCGGAAUAUACUAAGAGGACACUUGUGGAAGAUCCGUCGCCCAAAAGUGAUGCUACCGGGUCGAUUAGUUUGACGGAUGAGAAAAGCAGUUCAGAAAGUCUCGUGUCAAAGAGUGUAGACGAGGGUUCUGUGAAGAAGAAAAGGGUGAGUUUUGAGGUGGAUGAGACACCAAAACAUGAAGCUGAUUCCUCCAAGUUGAGUAGCUUAGCUGCAUUGUCUCGUCAUGGUACUCGAGAUAUUCGUGAGGUUGUGGCUGAAAUCAGGGAUGACUUCCAGAUUGCCUCUAGCUAUGGGAAAGAAGUGGCAAGGAUGCUUGAAGUUGGGAAGGUGCCUUAUCAUCCCGGCUUUCUGAAAGUAAUUCUUUCCAGGAUUUUGCACCCUAUUGCUCCGUCCUUGUUGUCAUCAAAUCCUCCAUCAAUGCAUUCAAUAAACUUAGCUUCUAGAACAUCGAAGUUGGCGAAGUCUUAUUUCGGGGAUGUUGAGAUGGACACAAACUCCCAAGUAUGUAACCUUUCCUCCACACUGGACAAGCUGUAUGCAUGGGAAGAAAAACUGUACAAGGAAGUAAAGGAAGAAGAAAAACUGCGCGUGAUGUAUGAAAAGCAAUGCAAGAGAUUAAAAGGUUUAGAUGAGAAAGGAGCUGAUUCUGGUAAGAUUGAAGCUACUCAAGCUGCGAUCAGAAGAUCACUAACUAGGCUCAAGGUUAGCAUUAAAGCAAUUGAUGCAAUUUCGAGCAGGAUACAUGAGUUGAGGGAUAAAGAGUUGCAACCCCAAAUUACUGAAUUAAUUCAUGGGCUGAUUAGAAUGUGGAAGUCGAUGCUCAGGUGUCAUCAGAAGCAGUUUCAAGCUAUCAUGGAGAGUAAAUUACGGAGGCUCAGAGCCAAUACUGGUUUCCGAACAGAUUCAAAUUUAAGAGCCACCGCUGAACUUGAGAUGGAGCUUCGAGAAUGGUGUGAGCGCUUUAAUGAUUGGAUUGGCACUCAAAAGUCUUAUGUUGAAUCCUUAAACGGCUGGCUUCUGCGGUGUCUUCAAUAUGAGCCCGAAGAGACCCCUGAUGGCCCGGUUCCCUAUUCCCCAGGUCGGCUUGGAGCUCCUCCCAUUUUUGUAAUUUGUAAUGAUUGGAACCAAGCCAUGGAAGCCAUAUCUGAGGUGCGGGUGGCAAAUACGAUGAAUACGUUCGCUUCAAGCUUGCGACAACUAUGGGAAAAACAAAACGAAGAGCAGCGUCAAAGGCUCAAAGCAGAUUUUGUUUCGAAGGAUUUUGAGAAACAACUUAGAACACACAGGACAGAGAGGGGACGAAUGGAGCUUGAACACCACACGAAAUCAGACAAAACAAGUUUGUCUAUGGUUCCAUCAGAAAAUGGAGUUUUGCCAUCGGAUGAUCUGAAGGUUGAUUUAGAUUCUAUGAGGCAACGAGUGGCUGAUGAGAGAAUAAAGCACAAGGAUGCUAUCAAAUUGGUGCAUGAUGCGGCUUCUAGCAGUUUACAAGGAGGUUUGGUUCCUAUCUUUAAGGCUUUGGAGAAUUUCACUUCUGAGGCUUUGAAAGCACAUGAACAUGUUAGGUUACAACCUACAGGUCGGAGUUCAUAG
Messenger RNA from Fraxinus pennsylvanica, 2892 nucleotides. The record is from the annotation of a GenBank genome assembly. Lineage: Eukaryota; Viridiplantae; Streptophyta; Magnoliopsida; Lamiales; Oleaceae.